AAGGCGGCACUUCCGGCCGGUUUCGCCGCGGCUCUUCCGGGUCUGUCGGUGCUGCGGCUGCGGGCAGUCGCCCGGCGGGCGGGCGGGCGGCCGGCCAUGGAGCGCCCGGGGCCCAGCGAAGUGACAGGUUCGGACGCGUCGGGGCCGGAUCCGCAGCUGGCGGUCACCAUGGGCUUCACCGGGUUCGGAAAAAAAGCUCGCACAUUUGAUUUGGAAGCAAUGUUUGAACAAACACGAAGGACAGCUGUGGAAAGAAGUCGGAAAACACUGGAAGCAAGAGAAAAAGAAGAGGAAAUGAACAGAGAGAAAGAAUUAAGAAGACAAAAUGAAGAUAUUGAACCAACAUCUUCAGGCGCACAUGUAGUCAGAGAUUGCUCUAAAUCAUCAUCCAGGGAUACAAGCAGCAGUGAGAGUGAAGAGAGUUCUGGUUCUUCUGAUGAUGAGUUAAUUGGCCCUCCUUUACCUCUUAAAAUGAUGGAGGAACCAAGUAAUCAUAUCGAGGAAGAUAUCCUCGGUCCUUUACCUCCACCUCUUUAUGAAGAAGUAGAAGAAGAUGAUGAUGAUGAUGGUGAUUCAGAGGAGGAGGAGAAUCCUGUCCAAAAGAUCCCUGACUCGCAUGAAAUAACUCUGAAGCAUGGUACUAAAACAGUUUCUGCUUUGGGUUUAGAUCCCUCAGGUGCCCGUUUGGUGACUGGAGGGUAUGACUAUGAUGUUAAAUUUUGGGAUUUUGCUGGAAUGGAUGCUUCUUUUAAGGCAUUUCGAUCUCUUCAGCCCUGUGAAUGCCAUCAGAUCAAGUCAUUGCAGUAUAGUAACACAGGAGACAUGAUUCUUGUUGUAUCUGGAAGCUCUCAGGCCAAAGUGAUUGACAGAGAUGGUUUUGAAGUAAUGGAAUGUAUAAAGGGAGACCAGUAUAUUGUGGACAUGGCAAACACCAAGGGUCAUACAGCAAUGCUUCAUACUGGUUCAUGGCAUCCCAAAAUAAAGGGAGAAUUUAUGACUUGCUCAAAUGAUGCGACUGUGAGGACAUGGGAAGUUGAAAAUCCAAGGAAGCAAAGAAGUGUGUUUAAACCACGGACGAUGCAGGGUAAAAAAGUAAUUCCCACCACGUGCACAUAUAGUAGAGAUGGAAACCUCAUAGCAGCUGCCUGCCAGAAUGGAAGCAUACAGAUCUGGGACCGAAAUAUGACUGUUCAUCCUAAAUUUCACUAUAAACAGGCCCAUGACCCAGGCACAGACACUUCUUGUGUGGCUUUUUCCUAUGAUGGCAAUGUCCUUGCCUCUCGUGGAGGUGAUGAUACAUUGAAAUUAUGGGACAUCCGGCAGUUUAAUAAGCCACUUUUUUCAGCCUCGGGUCUUCCUACCAUGUUCCCAAUGACUGAUUGCUGUUUCAGUCCAGAUGAUAAACUCAUAGUCACCGGGACAUCUGUUCAGAGGGGAUGUGGCAGCGGCAAACUUGUUUUCUUUGAGCGCAGGACUUUCCAAAGGGUGUAUGAAAUAGACAUCACGGAUGCGAGUGUAGUCCGCUGCCUGUGGCAUCCAAAGCUGAACCAAAUCAUGGUAGGAACUGGAAAUGGAUUGGCUAAAGUCUAUUAUGACCCCAACAAGAGCCAGAGGGGAGCAAAAUUAUGUGUGGUUAAAACCCAGCGGAAGGCGAAACAAGCUGAGACUCUAACCCAGGACUACAUCAUCACCCCUCAUGCCUUGCCUAUGUUCCGUGAGCCCCGCCAGCGGAGUACAAGGAAACAGCUGGAGAAGGACAGACUGGAUCCCCUGAAGUCUCAUAAACCCGAACCUCCUGUAGCAGGCCCAGGUCGUGGGGGCCGGGUUGGAACCCAUGGAGGCACUCUGUCAUCAUACAUUGUGAAGAACAUUGCUUUGGACAAAACUGAUGACAGUAAUCCCCGGGAAGCCAUUCUGCGGCAUGCUAAAGCAGCUGAAGACAACCCAUAUUGGGUUUCUCCAGCAUAUUCUAAGACUCAGCCCAAAACCAUGUUUGCCCAAGUUGAAUCUGACGAUGAGGAAGCAAAGAAUGAGCCAGAAUGGAAAAAGCGUAAAAUUUGAAGACUCUCACAUGAGUGCUGUUUGCAUGAGGGGAAGUGAUAUCGGACAGUUUUUUUUUUUUUAAUGAAAUAAAAAAUACAUUUUUAUGAAAAGUUUUUGUAGUUUGCAUUGUUGAACCAUUCAAAAGAUUGGUAGCUAAUCUUCACUAAAAUUGUACUUACAUUUUCUUAACUACAACUAUGAAUCUGUAUUAUAAAUAAAUAAGGGGUAUAUUCUUAGCCUAUUACCAAGUAAUUUAGGUAUUUGGAAACUUUAGUCAACAAUUAUUGGUCCUGUACAAAUUCUUAUAACCUUGGGAGAGAGAAUGUACAUUGAGAUGGACAUGUGUCUUGAGCAAUUCUAGGAGCAUAAUAUGAAAAUAGGCAUCAAAAGGUUUAAUAUUUCUGUAUAAUUUCACAAUAUUUAUUACAUGAUUAUAAAUAAUUAGGCUGAGUUCAGGCUAAAAGCAUUGCUGUACUAGGAAAGAACAUGUAUCUGUUUAUCCUUAAACAGCAGAAUACAGUGGUUAGGAUUUAGGAAGCAAACUUUGAAGUUAAACCCAUGUGGAUUCAAACUUUGGCUCUACUCUUUACUGUCUAGGUCUUCUUGCAAGCUAUUAAACUUCUCUCUUCUAGCCUCAGAUGAUGAUAGCACCAUCUUCAUAGGUUUGUUACAGGAUUAGAUGAGACAUUCCUUGUAUAGCAUUUAGUAUAGUACCUGACAUGUAACAAACAUACACUAUUUCCUAUUUAAAAAUAGAGCUAAUGAUAUCUACUUUGCCUGAUUUUCAUCACUAUUAAAUUAGAAAAGUAUUAAAAUGUUUGUACC
This is a messenger RNA of Nyctereutes procyonoides (raccoon dog), 2868 nucleotides long. It is a transcript of the gene WDR70, whose product is annotated as WD repeat domain 70. Bases 97 to 2061 code for a protein of 654 amino acids. Gene Ontology annotation, cellular component: site of double-strand break; nucleus. The record is from RefSeq and is a predicted model, not a curated record. Gene Ontology annotation, biological process: regulation of DNA double-strand break processing. The transcript is spliced from 18 exons. Lineage: Eukaryota; Metazoa; Chordata; Mammalia; Carnivora; Canidae. Gene Ontology annotation, molecular function: protein binding.